Momordica charantia (bitter melon) is the source of this 1206-nucleotide messenger RNA. RefSeq names its product Core-2/I-branching beta-1,6-N-acetylglucosaminyltransferase family protein. Gene Ontology annotation, cellular component: membrane. Lineage: Eukaryota; Viridiplantae; Streptophyta; Magnoliopsida; Cucurbitales; Cucurbitaceae. The record is from RefSeq and is a predicted model, not a curated record. Gene Ontology annotation, molecular function: glycosyltransferase activity.
AUGGGGUUUGAUCAAAAGCAGCCACAAUGGAUUCCCAAGUGCCACAAUCCCCAUUUACACCUCAAACAUGUCUUCCAUUUCCUCUUCUUUCUUGUAGGCUUCUCUCUUGGAAUCAUCCUUUGCUUAUACUUCAAAACAUUCUCCCUCACUCCCCAACCUCCUCCUUCUUCCUCCCCUCCGACCCCGUCUUCUCCGCCACCGCCACAACCGCCCUCCCCUCCGCCCCCGACGUCAUCGACGACGAUUCUAGUCUUAUCUAACGCCUCUUCAAGCGUUUCCCUUGAACAACAAAGCUCUCUCCUCCACAACAUGACCGACGAGGAGCUGUUCUGGAGAGCAACCAUGGUUCCAAGAAUUGAGGAGCUCAAUAACUCUGCUCCGAAGGUGGCCUUCAUGUUCUUGACGGCGGGGCCUUUGCCACUGGCGGUUCUGUGGGAGAAGUUCUUUAAGGGCCAUCAUGGGUUCUACUCCAUUUAUGUUCAUCCACAUCCUUCUUAUGCUGAUGAAAUCCCUCAAGAUUCUGUGUUUUACGGYAGAAGAAUCCCUAGUCAGCCUGUUUAUUGGGGAACUUCAAGCAUGAUAGAUGCAGAGAGACGGCUUCUAGCCAACGCCCUUCUAGACUUGUCAAACCAAAGAUUUGUUCUCCUCUCAGACUCUUGCAUUCCAUUGUUCAACUUCAACACCAUCUACAAUCAUCUCAUCACUUCAAACCUAAGCUUUCUCGCCUCCUUCGAUGACCCGAGGAAGUCCGGCCGCGGCCGCUACAACCCUAAAAUGUCACCUGCGGUGAACGUAACCGAUUGGCGAAAGGGUUCCCAGUGGUUUGAGAUACACCGCAAGCUUGCCCUCCGCAUCGUCUCCGACACGAGGUACUAUCCGAUCUUCAAGAGCCAUUGCCUCCCCCCUUGCUACAUGGACGAGCAUUACAUACCAACUUUGGUGAAUAUGUUGGAGCCACAGUUGAAUUGUAAUAGGAGCAUUACUUGGGUUGAUUGGUCCAAGGGAGGCCCUCAUCCAAGAAAAUUUGGAUGGAAUGAUAUAACCGAUGAGUUCUUGAAUUGKAUAAGGUUUGAAUCAACAUGUGAUCAAGAUCAUCAUCAAAAUUCUUCCACUUCCAUUUGUUUCCUUUUUGCUAGAAAAUUUUUGCCAAACACUUUAGAGCCUUUGCUACGGAUUGUUCCUCUAUUGCUUGGUAUUGAUCCAUAG